GUUCUACUACCAUUCAUGAUAGAAGCUGGUAGCUUAUUUCACUUAUUUCAUAUCCAAAGUCUUUGGUUCAUGAGUAGGUUAUAAUGAGUAGUGAAACAGUAAAAGGAGGCAAAGUUUCUAAGAUUAUAUUGGCCUAUAGGAUUGGGUUGUUUACUCAGUAGGAAACUUAGCAGGUUUUAAAUCCAGGGGAGUGGAGGUAUUGUGUUUUGCUGGUACAGGUCUCUGUUGAAAGCACUCAGGGGUGCUGGGAGAUGGCUGUACUCUGUGCAAGCUGAAUGAUGGUUCUGGCCCUCUUCUCUAGAUGCUCGAGCUAGCAGGGAGGGAAUCUGUAAGAGGGCCAUACCAGCUCCAAGGCAUGUACUUUCUCUGGAUCACACACACUAAGGGCAUGAGGGGUCUUGGAAUUCCUCUGGCCUGUGCCUUUUUUGUGAUUAUGGGGGGAUAACAGUAACUGAUUUCCAUUAGCAUAGAGACAAGGCAUUAACUUGCAUCUGGAGUAAUACUAGUAUGUGGCAAAAGUUUCAUUUAUUAAAAAAUAAUUCACCGCAUUUAAGUUCUGUCUCUAGUUUCUCUUAGGAAGUUAGGUAGUUUAUACUCUGGCCAAAAUAAGGAUUCACUGUUGGUAGUCUUGAGGUUGUAGUGAGGUAGUUUAACUGCUUUAGAACUUUGCGCUUGGAACAUUCUUCGCCAGCGAAUCAUGGGAACUGAAAGUGAGGAGCAUGGGUUCUUUAAUAUCUAUCACAUCAGAGAAUGACUGUUCAGCACAGUAACCGCCUCCUAAUGGUAGCAACAAUUGCAGAGACAGAUGAGUCUGCAGAUUCAGAAGGUGUAAUUGAUUCUCAUAAACGUAGAGAAAUCCUUUCACGAAGACCCUCUUAUAGAAAAAUACUGAAUGAACUUUCCUCUGAUGUGCCUGGUGUUCCCAAGAUUGAAGAAGAAAAAUCAGAGGAAGAAGGAACGCCACCUAACAUCGCUACCAUGGCAGUACCGACUAGCAUAUAUCAGACUAGCACGGGGCAAUACAUUGCUAUAGCCCAAGGUGGAACAAUCCAGAUUUCUAACCCAGGAUCUGAUGGUGUUCAGGGACUACAGGCAUUAACAAUGACAAAUUCAGGAGCUCCUCCUCCAGGUGCUACAAUUGUACAGUAUGCAGCACAGUCAGCUGAUGGCACACAGCAGUUCUUUGUCCCAGGCAGCCAGGUUGUUGUGCAAGAUGAGGAAACUGAACUUGCCCCAAGUCACAUGGCUGCAGCCACUGGUGACAUGCCAACUUACCAGAUCCGAGCUCCUACUACUGCUUUGCCACAGGGAGUAGUGAUGGCUGCCUCACCAGGAAGUUUGCACAGUCCCCAGCAACUAGCAGAAGAAGCAACACGCAAACGAGAGCUGAGGCUAAUGAAAAACAGGGAAGCUGCUAAAGAAUGUCGACGUCGAAAGAAAGAAUAUGUAAAAUGUCUGGAGAGUCGAGUUGCAGUGCUGGAGGUUCAGAACAAGAAGCUCAUAGAGGAACUUGAAACUUUGAAAGACAUUUGCUCUCCCAAAACAGAUUAGUAGAAAUAUUUAACUAUGAACUGAUUACAACAUGUACAGUUGCUUUUGAAGGCAAUACAAUAUAUAGCCAGCAAGAAUUACGGCUUUUUUCCUUUGUAUCAUUCAUCAUAUUCUCUAACCUCUGACAUUCCUAAAAUGCCUCACUGUACGUAGUUAACUAUUAGCUAUAACUUCAAUUUUUUAAAAAGAGACAGCUGUAAAAAAUGUAUGUAACAAAUUCUUAAAAUGCAGUAUUUGUAAGACUUGUUCCAAUGCCACAUAUUUGCAGUUCCUAACCUCUGUGUCAUGAAUAGUGUCCUAUGCAAUAAAAUUUUUUUGCAGGUCUUUAAAAAUCAUUUUAGGAAAGGAUGAUCAAGAUAAUGCAUCCAGCAGUACAGUAAAAGCAAACCACAAACAAACAAAAAAAUACCUCAGGAAAGAAUUGAAAGAAAAGAUUGAAAGAAUCUAAUGAUAUGCCUAUAUGAAAAUAAUAGCCUAUAAAUGAAUUUAUGGCAUUUGCAGAUUUUUAUAUUACUUGCUUUGUAAAGAAAAUAUUGUAUUGCUGUCCUUGAAUGCCAUAGUUGAAGAGAGUUUUUAAUAGAACCAUGUUGGUUACA
Felis catus (domestic cat) is the source of this 2147-nucleotide messenger RNA. It is a transcript of the gene CREM, whose product is annotated as cAMP responsive element modulator. The record is from RefSeq and is a predicted model, not a curated record. The coding region runs from base 751 to 1551 and encodes 266 amino acids. Gene Ontology annotation, molecular function: DNA-binding transcription factor activity, RNA polymerase II-specific; protein binding; RNA polymerase II cis-regulatory region sequence-specific DNA binding. The transcript has 7 exons. Gene Ontology annotation, cellular component: nucleus; ATF4-CREB1 transcription factor complex. Gene Ontology annotation, biological process: regulation of transcription by RNA polymerase II. NCBI's taxonomy places the organism in Eukaryota, Metazoa, Chordata, Mammalia, Carnivora, Felidae.